AUUGCGGAAAUAGCCAGGCAGGCAGCAGAUCUCGGAUCCGAAUACGCGUAUGCGCUUCCUCAGAUCCACUGUGAAACGACUCAUAAGCGCUGUGAUAAUGUCCAUAAAGUAUGCGAGGUGUAUGUAUCUCAUCAUAGCACUGUUCCACAUCCUUCACGAUCGAACUGAUAGAUCCCCAUGACGCCGAGAAACCCAUUCCGAUCCAGUCGACUCGUCUUUCGCGCCAUUGAGCCAGAUUCCGACGAAGACAAGAAACUAUAUCUUGCCUUCCAUCAUGAUGUCGAAGGGUAUAUCAACUCGAUGCUUGGUCCUGCAGUCCCUCAAGGUAAGAGACACGCGGAAAAGAUGAUGGGGCAUAUGACGAAAUCUAUGCUCGGUGUGGUCAUUUGCUUGAAUGAGGAAGGUAGUGAGGCGUACCGAACUGAGCAGAGGAUGAAGAAGAAUAGUACGGCCGCUAGUUCCAGCAAAGACGACGACUCUAAGGGCUCAGACGGGGACUUCAACUCCAAGAAAGAGGAGACAUUCGACUUUGGCGACGUGACCCAACUCGUCUCCAUUGGUCAGAUCCAUCUCGGUUCACAAUUCAACGCCACGCAUCGGCAAGCCACGAUAGGAGUCGAUAUCUUGCCUGAAUUUCAGCGCAAGGGCUAUGGUGGAGAAGCCAUACGGUGGACACUUCAUUGGGCUUUCGAAACGGGUGGUCUGAAUCGGGUCGGUAUAGAGGCAUUCGAAUGGAACACAGGUGCCAGGAAGUUAUACGAGAACCUCGGUUUCAAACUCGAAGGAAUUGGUCGGCAAAUGUUCUUCUCUCAUGGACGGUUUCAAGAUGACUAUCAAUUUGGGAUGCUGGCGGAAGAAUGGCGUCAAUUGAAGGAGCAAGGGAAGAUGGAUUUCUGAACGAGUCAUAGGGGGAUUCAUGCAUGGUCCAAUUUGCAG
Kockovaella imperatae is the source of this 936-nucleotide messenger RNA. Its product is annotated as acyl-CoA N-acyltransferase. The transcript has 2 exons. Gene Ontology annotation, molecular function: acyltransferase activity, transferring groups other than amino-acyl groups. The coding region runs from base 178 to 897 and encodes 239 amino acids. The record is from RefSeq and is a predicted model, not a curated record. Lineage: Eukaryota; Fungi; Basidiomycota; Tremellomycetes; Tremellales; Cuniculitremaceae.